UGCAGUAUUCAUGAUUUGAUGAUUUGAAACAGCGGCGUGCAGCUCGGUAAACGGGAGGAGAAAACGGACAGUACCUUUCCCGAAAACAAUGAAGACGGGCACAUUUCCUAGGGUCCCGUUCUAUCCUAGAAGACACAUGGACUAAAAGAAAUAGGGGCACCAGGCGAGGCCCUCUGGCUGUCCUCUCAGCUGAGACCUGACUGCUGAUUGGAGCCGGCCUGGUGUUCGUAUAGGUGUGUGUGUGAUGAGAUGAAGUCCAGUAUGCGUCAGUGGCGGAGGCUGGUGUUUGUGGGCAUGUUGGCAUGGGCCCUCCUCUUCCUGGUUCUGCUAUCCUACUUCCUAGAUGCUCGCGUGGACAACGAGGCCCUGACCUCCGCCGGCUCCUCGCUCUCCCAGCAUUCCGACACGCGGCGCUUGUCCUCCAUCCAAGCCGCCUCCCACCAGCAGCACCACUCCGUCAUGGGCUCCCGACCCGAACCCGCCUACACCACCUUUACCACCAUCUACCCAGACCCUAUCUCUAACCAUUACCCAGACUCCGAAGCAGAGCCUAGCCCCACUUCCACCACCUCAGAGCCUGGCCUGGAGCUGAGCCAGAGCUCAGACAGCGGUCCCUACGGGACCAGCCAGGAGGGGGUGGGGGGCAGCCGACAGCAGCAGGACUACCUGGACCCCCAGACCCUGGCUGCAUGGUCCUCCUUUGGCAUGGAGAACGUGGGUUCCCACUCCGACCAGGCGGUGACCCGCAGCCGUGAGAGAACCGCCUGGACCCCCUCCGAUGCUGAGUGGGGACCCAACCGAACCAAGCGCAGAUCCUCACGUGAGGAUGAAGAGGGGGAGGAGGAGGGGGUUCAGACGAAUAACAGCCACAGGAGGAGGACCACAGUGUGGGGGCGUAGGGGGACGAGAGAUGGGUGGGGAAAAGAGGAGGAUUUAGAGGAGUACUACUUCUCCAAGUCGGCCUCGGUGGUGCAGCGACUUUGGCGGGGAAGUGUUUCCUCUGGAAUGCUGUCCCCGCGGCUGCAGCGUGCUAUGCGUGACUACCUGAGUGCCAACAAACACCACGUGACCUAUAAAGGACGCAGACAAGCCGCCCAGAGCUCCAGGGAACUGCUGUGUGAGCUGAAGGAUCAGGCCAGGCUGAGAACACUGGACGGGUCCGAGCAGCCCUUCUCCUCGCUGGGGUGGGCCCAUCUGGUGCCACGCCUGGCCCUGGAGCAGCUCUACAGACAGGGGGGCCAAAGGGGCUUCAGGAGCUGUGCUGUGGUGACCUCUGCUGGGGCUAUUCUGCACUCAGGCCUGGGGAAGGAGAUCGAUUCCCAUGAUGCAGUUCUGCGGUUCAACGCUGCGCCUACAGAGGGCUACGUGAGAGAUGUGGGGAACAAGACCACCAUCCGCAUCAUCAACUCACAGAUCCUGGCCAAUCCCAAGAACCACUUCAACACCAGCUCCCUGUAUAAGAAGGUGACUCUGGUGGCCUGGGACCCUGCUCCGUACGCUGUCAAUUUGCACAAGUGGUAUGCCAGUCCAGACUAUAACCUGUUCAGUCCAUAUGUGGAGCACCGGAGGCUCCACCCCACCCAGCCCUUCUACGUCCUCCACCCCAAAUAUGUGUGGCAGCUCUGGGAUGUCAUCCAGGGCAACACCCAGGAGACCAUCCAGCCCAACCCACCCUCCUCAGGGUUCAUAGGCAUCCUUCUGAUGAUGGCGCUGUGCGAAGAGGUCCAUGUGUACGAGUACAUCCCCUCACUGCGACAGACAGACCUGUGCCACUACCACGAGGGCUACUACGACGCAGCCUGCACCCUGGGGGCGUACCACCCACUGCUUUAUGAGAAGAGCCUGGUGCAGCGCAUCAACACAGGCCCCGAGCGAGACCUGAAGAGGAAGGGCCGCGUCACCCUCCCGGGCUUCAGCACCGUCAACUGUGACCUCUGAACUGUCAAAUUAUGAAUUCUGACCCUUAAAAGAAGCCACAUGUGGAACCACCACAAACCCACAGGACAAGGGGGAAAUGGUGCAAUAAUAACCCUCUAACCUUUGGGGGAACCCGGAGGGAACCACAGAACAGUGGAGAACCCAAGCCAUAGCCCCUCUGUGUGGGAUGGGAUCAAACCCUGAGGGUGAAGGUCUAGUGUAACUACAUUUAUGUCAGGACUUUUGAACAGAACCCAGACGGGGUGAAACCCAGCCUUCCUUAGAGGAUAAUGGACCCAAGACGGCCUGAAGUGACUGUAUCUCCCGAUCUCUGCCAUUGCUGAGCCGGAAGAGAGGAGAGCUGUAUAGUGUAGCAAUAGAUUAGUGUUAUUAGAUUUUUUUUAUAUACAGUACCAGUCAAAAGUUGGACUCAACUACUCAUUACAGGGGUUUUCUUUAUUUGUACUAUUUUCCACAUUGUAUAAUAAUAGUAAAGACAUCAAAACUAUGAAAUAACACACGAAAUCAUGUAGUAACCAAAAGUGUGUAUUUUAUAUUUGAGAUUCUUCAAAGUAGCCACCCUUUGACUUGAUGACAGCUUUGCACACUCUUGGCAUUCUCUCAACCAGCAUCAUGAGGUAGUCACCUGGAAUGCAUUUCAAUUAACAGGUGUGCCUUGUUAAAAGUUAAAUAGUGGAAUUUCUUUCCUCAAUGUGUUGUGAAAAGGUAGGGGUGGUAUACAGAAGAUAGCCCUAUUUGGUAAAAGACCAAAUCCAUAUUAUGACAAGAACAGCUCAAAAAAGCAAAGAGAAACAACAGUCUAUCAAUACUUUAAGACAUGAAGGUCAGUCAAUCCAGAGAAUUUCAAGAACUUUGAAAGUUUCUUCAAGUGCAGUCGCAAAAACCCAUCAAGUGCUAUGAUGAAGUUGGCUCUCAUGAGGACUGCCACAGGAAAGGAAGACCCAGAGUUACAUCUGCUGCAGAGGAGAAGUUCAUUAGUUACCAGCCUCAGAAAUUGGAGCUUCAGAGUUCAAGUAACAGACACAUCUCACAUCAAAUGUUCAGAGGAGACUGUGUGAAUCAGGUCUUCAUGGAUGAAGAAACCACUACUAAAGGACACCAAUAAGAAGAGAUUUGCUUGGGCCAAGAAACACGAGCAAUGGACAUUAGACUGGUGGAAAUCUGUCAUUUGGUCUGAGGAGUCCAAAUUUGAGAUUUUUGGUUCCAACCACUGUCUUUGUGAGACGCGGAGUAGGCGAACUGAUGAUCUCCGCAUGUGUGGUUCCCACCGUGAAGCAUGGAGGAGGUGUGAUGGUGUGGGGGUGCUUUUCUGGUGACACUGUCUGUGAAUUAUUUAGAAUUUUAGGCACACUUAACCAGCAUGGCUACCGCAGCAAUACACCAUCCCAUCUGACUUGCACUUAGUGGGACUAAUCAUUUGUUUUUCAACAGGACAAUGACCCAACUCACCUCUAGGCUGUAUAAGAGCUAUUUGACCAAGAAGGGGAGUGAUGGAGUGCUGCAUCAGAUGACCUGGCCUCCACAAUCACCCGACCUCAACCCAAUUGAGAUGGUUUGGGAUGAAUUGGACCGCAGAGUGAAGAAAAAGCAGCCAACAAGUGCUCAGCAUAUAUGGGAAUUCCUUCAAGACUACUACUACUUCCAGGUGACUACCCCAUGAAGCUGGUUGAGAGAAUACCGACAGUGUGCAAAGCUGACAUUAAGACAAAGGGUGGCUACUUUGACUCUCAAAUAUAAAGUAUAUUUUGGUUUGUUUAACACUUUUUUUGGAUACUACAUGAUUCCAUAUGUGUUAUUUCGUAGUUUUGAUGUUUUUACUAUUAUUCUACAAUGUAGAAAAUGGUUAUAAUAAAGAAAAACCCUUGAAUGAG
Messenger RNA from Oncorhynchus masou masou (cherry salmon), 3809 nucleotides. RefSeq names its product beta-galactoside alpha-2,6-sialyltransferase 2-like. Gene Ontology annotation, biological process: sialylation. Gene Ontology annotation, molecular function: beta-galactoside alpha-2,6-sialyltransferase activity. The record is from RefSeq and is a predicted model, not a curated record. The coding region runs from base 250 to 1938 and encodes 562 amino acids. Lineage: Eukaryota; Metazoa; Chordata; Actinopteri; Salmoniformes; Salmonidae. The transcript is spliced from 7 exons. Gene Ontology annotation, cellular component: Golgi apparatus.